Tachyglossus aculeatus (Australian echidna) is the source of this 2899-nucleotide messenger RNA. RefSeq names its product TOG array regulator of axonemal microtubules 2 (gene TOGARAM2). Gene Ontology annotation, molecular function: microtubule binding. Gene Ontology annotation, biological process: microtubule cytoskeleton organization. The record is from RefSeq and is a predicted model, not a curated record. The coding region runs from base 24 to 2759 and encodes 911 amino acids. Lineage: Eukaryota; Metazoa; Chordata; Mammalia; Monotremata; Tachyglossidae. The transcript is spliced from 17 exons. Gene Ontology annotation, cellular component: cytoplasmic microtubule; cilium.
UUCAGACUGGGUUGGAAGUCCGGAUGAAGAAGCAGCAGCCGUGUUUGUGUGGUAAGGAUGGAGACCCGGCUGGUCUCAAACCCGGUGCCCUCUGGCCUGGCUGGCAGGACGGCGGUGGGCCUCAGAAGGACCUGGGGGAUGGCUCCCGGCGGCAGCCCACCACCCGGGAAUCGGAGGCCAGCAGCGCUGCUAUGGAAACCGUCCAGAUCAAAGACAAGCUGAAGAAGAGGAAACUCUCUGAGGGGCUUUCUGGGGCUCCUCGGGGAGGAGCUAGGGGAGAUAACCCGAAGGCUGCCCUUCCCCUCGCAGCCUCCCUGAGGCUCCUGCCAGCGCCCAUGCCUCCCAUUCUGAGCAUCCCCACCACCCCGGAGGCCCAGGGGUCACUGCAGAAUGGCUCAGACCCUCAGGCAUCCAACGGGGACCACUUGAAGCCAACCCCGGCAACCCAAAAGGCACAGAGCUCUCUUCAGUUCCUGCACUGCAGUGAGGAGAAGAUGAGAAAGUCCCUAGGGGUUGCUCCAAUCCCUCCCAUCCCCAAGGCCGGGAGGUCUCCCAGGAAUGACGCGAACGCCGUUCCAGUUGCCCUUCCCAGUCUCCUGCUGCCAGAUCAGGGGAGCCCACCAGUAAGAUCAGGGCUGCAAAGAAGUCCCAGUGAGAAAGCCCUAAAGUCUCUGGGACCUCGGACCCUGGAUCCUCCGGUGAGAAAGGAGCUAACUCGUGGGGCAAAUCCUGCUGGAUCAGAGACCCCAUCUUCGUGGCAAACCCGCUCCUUCAGCCAAGCUAAGGUUGCCAAGUGGCCACUAACCCAGACAGAAGAGGACCAGAAAGAGAGUCAUGGCAAGGUCCCCAUCACCAUCUCCAAGUCGGCUCAGGAGAAGAUGCGCCUGAAGCAGAAGAAAGAGCUGGACCUGCUGGUGCGCGGAUGGGAAGGGGAGCCGGAGCGGGGGAGAGUCAAUCAGGGAGAACUCGCUCCUCUCCGGGGCAGCGGAGUCCUGCCCCGACCCGCCAGGCCGCGGAGCCCAGGUCAAACCAGCCCCAGCGUCGUCCUGAGCAAGCAGGCCAGUAGGGCCGCCCGGGCCUCCCUGCCCAGCCUGCCAGUCAGCAGCCGAAACUCUAGUCGGGGUCGCCACACCUCAGCCAAGUCCCUGCCAGCAGCCCUCGUGCCCAGUCCUCCAGAGGAAGCGGCGGCGCCUGAGGAGGGCCUGGCUCAGGAUCUCCGGCCUCUCUCGCACCCUGAGCUGGGGCUGAUGGAGGCCCUUCAGUGGCUCAGUAACAGUGACUGGCAGCUGAAGGAGAAGGGGCUGGUAAGCGUGCGGCGCCUGGCGGCUUGUCAUCCCGAUGUGCUCGAAGGGCGACUCCACGACGUUUGCCUGGCCGUGACGCAGGAGGUCUCCAACCUCCGGUCCAAAGUAUCACGCUUGGCCAUCAGCACCCUGGGCCACCUGUUCCAGACCAUGAGAAAGCAUAUGGACCAGGAGGCAGAGGAAAUCGCCCGCUGUCUGCUCCAGAAGGCGGGGGACACCAGCGAGUUCAUACAGCGAGUGGCAGAUUGGUCUCUGAGAGCCAUGGUGGAGGACGUGACCCCAGCCCGCUCCCUGUCAGCCCUCACGGCAGGGGGUGCCUAUCACCGCAACCCCUCGGUCCGGAAGGCCACUGCCGAGCACCUGGCAACAGUCGUGGAGCAGAUGGGAGCCGAGAAACUCUUAUCGGGCCCCAGGGACAACACGGACGCGUUGAUUCGCACCCUCGUCAGGCUGGCUCAGGACUCAAAUCAAGACACGAGGUUUUAUGGCCGGAAGAUGGUGAACGUCUUAAUGUCUCAUCCCAAGUUCGAUAUGUACCUGAAGCAAUCGCUCCCAUCUCAUGACCUGCGGGACAUCGUGGUCGCCAUCAAGCAACGGGGAGGAGAAGAGAAUGCCGAGCCUCCGUCUGCCAAGGGCCGUAGGAUCUCCACAAACAGCAGUGUGACGGUGUCUCGGGGUGGCCUGCUCUCCAAAGAAGGCAGGGGCAGCCUGGACCUGCAGCGGGGGGCGGGCCGCCGCUCCGCGCUGCGCGGUGUCGAGGUGGCGGAGCAGCUGAGGGAGCUGAAUGAACUGCUGUUGGCCAAGGACCAUCAGGCGCGGUCGGAGGGCGUGAGGCUACUCCUGCAGUGCUGCAGGAGCCACCGGGGACUCGUCUCCGGAAACAUCAUCCAGAUCUUUGACGAUUUCAUCCCGAGGCUUCAGGACUCUAACAAAAAAGUGAACCAACACGCACUGGAGUCGCUCAGCCAAAUGGUACCCCUCUUGAGAGAUAGUUUACAUCCAGUGCUAAUCCCCGUCAUCACCGCUGUCUCGGACAACCUGAAUUCCAAGAAUUCUGGGAUUUACACAGCUGCAAUCCAGGUUCUGGAUACGAUGAUCGCCAAUUUAGAUAACCUCUGGCUUCUACAAGCGUUUGCCGGACGAGUACGUUUUGUCUGCGGGCGAGCCGUGCGCGACAUCACAGAGCGUCUGUCCGUGCUCGUGGUGUCGGUGUAUCCCCGGAAACCUCAGGCGGUGGAACGCCACAUCCUCCCAGUCCUGUGGUACUUCUUGAGCAACAUGAUCGGCAGUGGGGUGCUCCCUGGUCAUGGGGGGUACGUCCGGUUGGUGGUGAGCAAGCUGGCUAAGAGCCUACAGGAGCAGAUGGGCUCCAGGCUGCAGGAAUAUGCCAGCAGUCAGUCCACACACGUCAACAGAUGCCUUCAGGGACUCUUAGAUGCGACAGCCUCCCAGUGACAUCCAGCAGGGACAGAGAGCGGGGAGGAAAGAAGACACAUCCAUCUGGAGGCAAUCUGGCAGUCCAAGCCCCUUUUCGGUUGGAGAAAAGAUGGAUGAGAAAGGGGAAGGAAUAAUUUCUCUCUUUUUUAUGGUAUUUA